This is a messenger RNA of Rosa chinensis, 1143 nucleotides long. RefSeq lists its product as uncharacterized. The transcript has a single exon. Bases 207 to 860 code for a protein of 217 amino acids. The record is from RefSeq and is a predicted model, not a curated record. Lineage: Eukaryota; Viridiplantae; Streptophyta; Magnoliopsida; Rosales; Rosaceae.
GAUCCCCUUUUCUUUUUCUCUUUCUCUUUCUCUUUCUCCAUAGAAAGUUAAACCACCUUCCCAUGGCUCCUCCUCUGCUUCUAUUAUCAUCUGUAUAAAGAAAACUCCAUUCUUCUCUAAGCUCAUUCAUUACCUGCAAGAAUCCAAAACUAUAACGACACCCAAAACCAACAACUCCAACUUUAUUCAACCACCAGUUUCCACCAAUGGUGCUUAGAAAUUCCAUUUCCAACACCAAGAAGUUUUUUCAGAAAACCCUUGGGAACCUGAAGAACCUAUUUUCUGCUGGUAGCUAUGAAAAGCUACCCAAAUCCCCUGCCACCUAUAAUCCCUAUAGUACUUCUAUGUCUACUAGUACUUUUGCUCGUGUUCAUGAUAUGAAUAUCCACAACACAAGCAGUUACAAAGACUUGGACAAGUUGUACAACGACUUCACAGAUCAAUGGGAUAGCAAGAGACAAAGCAACAACAAGAGAUUAGUAAUUUCCUCGCCCGCCCAGCAAGAUCAUAAAGUGGUUCAAAGGAGAGAUCAUGAGGCAUGUGAUCGUAAUAACAAGGUGAUGACAAAGAGAGUGGAGGAAAGUAGAACUACGUUUUCCAGUGAAUUGAAAGAGCCGAGAAGGGGUUGUUUGGUGGCUGAGAAGUUGAAGGAGUUGGAGAUGUUGGAUAUAAGCAAUGUAGAUCAUGUUCUGGAUGUACAAGAAGUGUUUCAUUACUACUCUCGCCUCACUUGCCCUGCCUAUCUUGAAAUCGUGGACAGGUUCUUCAUGGAAAUGUGUGCUGAAUUUUUCGGUCCAGCAGCAACCCCAGGAAGAAGCAAGAAGUCAAGGCUGAGGCCAAGGACUUCUUUGAGGUCAUAAUUAAUCAAACAAGUGAACAAGUUUGAUUUAGUGAGUUGUUGGUUGUAAAUUCUAGCGAACUUCCACUUGUUAUGGCUCUGAACCUCUUAAUUCUGUUGUAGUUCGGUAUUCUUGUUCUUCAUCAUAAAUUUCCAUCUGUGGUUGUUGAGAUUUGUUUGCUUGUGUGAAGUUAUUGUUUUGAUCUGUUAAAACAUUCAUCUUUGAUUCAAUUCAUCGGUGAAUUAAACUUACAACUAUGUUAUAAUGCUCUAGAGAAUUUGAUUGAAGGUAGUUGGAAACCAUA